GUUGUCUGUCCCUCUUGCACAAAUAAGAUGGAGGUACUGCUGUGAAUUGGAAAGUAUUUCUCUUUGUUUACGUGUCGAUUUUGUCGUACGAUUGUUAUAUUCGUCGAAUCAAAAUUUACCCAUUUUAUGGAAUUAAUUCAAAGAAGACCUCUCUCAGUUUUGUUAAGAACUAUAUGAAAUGAAUAACGGAGAAAUUGGAGGAUCCAGAGGCAGAGGCCGUGGUUGGCAACCUGAUAACCAGCCACGGGAGCUUCGCCGGCCUAGGAUCGUCAACGACGAUGCCAAAGUGACUACUGAGGCACCUAAAUCGAAGCUGUCAGCUGAGGCUAAGGAAUGGUACCCCCCUAACUAUACACCCCAAGCGACACCAGCUUAUGCUGCUGAUCCAGCCCCAUAUCGGCUGCCCCGCUUCUCUGUGCAAGACAGACUCCGGCAAGCCCAGGAUCAGAACAGAUACAACUUUGAUCAAAUGUCAUAUUCUCUUGAAGAAGCUGAAAAUAUGGAUAUAAGGGAGAACAUUGCUAACUUGAUUACUGUCAUGUGUGAGAUAACAUUCGACCCUGGCAAGUUCGACACCCUGUGUGGACCACUUGUUGAUUCAUUUGCUUCCACUCUGCACGAUACAAACUACACUAGAGCUCUAGUGGAGGCAAUUGUCAAUCAGUCUAUCGGAGAGGCAAACUUCCGAUACAAUGGCGCCCGGCUAUGUUCGAUGUACGACUCUGUGGCACCUCCAGAGGAGUCUAAGUUUCGAGCCUGCUUGUUGGAGCGCUGCUCGUCUGAGGAGAACAAGAUCAUAAGCGGAGUGGAGACUUCCGAAGAGAAUAUGAGAGGGUUUGCCAUGUUCCUCGCUGAGAUAUACACUCAGCUUGAAGACAACCAGGGAGGCAGAAUCAAGACUUUAGGAGAGAGUCUCUGUAAGGUGCUACUGCACUUGUUGGACACCGACAAGGAAGUGAACAUCAAAGCAGUUUGCCAGCUCCUGAAACUGUCGGGCAUAGCGCUGGACGCGGACUGCCCGGCGGGCAUGCACGCGGCGUUCGAGCGACUCAAGCUGCGCUCGCAGCUGGGCUGCGUGCGCGGCGUGCUGGCUCUGCGCGCCGCGCGCUGGGGGCUCGCCGAGCCCGAGCCCGAGCCCGCCACGCCGCCGCUCAGAUAUACAGUAACAGCGAACGGGACCCUAGAAGGUACGAACGAGGGCGGGUACCUAGCGGACGGGCACGCGCUGACGGCGGAGGAGGCCGCCUUCCUGCAGAACAACCUGCCGCCCGCCAAGGCGGCCGCGCUCGACGACGAUAUCCUCGAGGAGUUAGAGAACGAGGCGUGGGACACGGGCAUGGACGCGGAGAUGCAGGCCGGCUUCCUGGAGUUCCUCAAGAUCUCCAACCAGAUCAAGCGAUAACCGCCCGCGGCCCAGCGGCGCUAGUCUACGACAACAAAAAUGUAAAAAACAAUAUAAAACUACAAAAAGAUUCUAUCACGGUAGUUGCAAUGAAUCGUAUAUGUCUCGAAAAAUGAUAUUGCCAGUCGUGAAGGUAUUAAAACAUAUCCUUUAUGUAAAUAACAUAAAGAAAAACGCAUUAUAUAGGUAAUUGAAUAUGAACAAACUUACUCAAUGUGACAGAUUAUGAAACCCCUGUCUGAUUAAAACUUAUAUAUUUCAUUGUGACUACCAAAAUAUUCGAAUACAGCAGAUAUUAUGAGGAGUAAGCAAUUACUAUUCUGAAGAUAUUCUUGAAUUAUGAUCAUUGCUAGCAUUAAUGACUUUCAUAGCAAAAUUUCUUGCUAUUAUUUUUAUUGAUUGAAAUGGAAUGAGAGUUCAAAUUUCUAUAUUUUCGGUCCGUAAUAUGGUAAUUCGUAAGUAUUUCAACGAAACACCAUAUACAAUAAAAAAUGGUGUUACAUUGCCGAAAAAAAUAAACUACUUUAUCAAUUUCCAUGACACAUGUAGGUGUAUCUUGUUUCCUGUCUAAUUUUUACUGAAAUAUUAUUUCAACGCCCAUACCAUGAAGUUUUGCAUUGGCGACGGCAAUGAUUAUCAUAAUACAUUAUCUAUAAACAUCGCUAAACAUCUUGAGAGCAACAUGUAUCGUUUGGGUAAGUAAAAAAACAAGCUUUUAAUUUUAGUUAGAUUGCUUUCUCCUGGUAAACGCCGACUAUAGAUUCUAAUUGAUGUACUUUAUUUUGUGUGUAGAUUUAUUAGCGGUUAUUAUUAGAUUUGGUCUGGUAUCGGGAGAUGUGUUUACGUAUAAGAAUGAAACAAAUGCAUUUUAAAAGACUAUCCAAUUUGUCGCUUGUAUAUUUGAUCACUAUUAUUGAAUGUUUUAUUAAUAUAAUUUAUACGUAAACACAGCAGCUGCAACACAAUAAUAAAAUAUAUAGACUAAAUGUAAACAAGUUUUAUGUAGUUCUCUUAGUUUACUAAAUUUUAGGUAAAGCAACUAGCAAUCGUUACAUAUAGUUGUUGUUAAUCUUGUUGUCGUUCCUGCAACGGAAUAUUUUAAAGGCCAUAUUUGAGAGCCAUUUGUUUCUUGUUUACAUUUUGUCUAUCAAAUAAUAAUAUUUAGUGAUCUCAUAUUUUCUCCAUUUAUUUUUUCUAUUGAUGAAUAGAAUCAACAUUGGGCAAUUUAAUGACUUUCUUCACAUUUAAUAACACAUUAAAAAUGUCAGGACAAGUCGAACGUCAAAAAUAUGGAUUAUUGAUUAACGUACCAUAUACUUCCAUUCCAAUGAAUCCAUGCUAUACAAUGACACUUUAUUUUGAAUAUUGGAAGGCUGAUUUGAUUACAUUCAAAAGAUUUUUCUAAGGCAGGCCGAAAAAGUACUUUGCAGUAAUGACUUUUACCUACCUCCUCUCGGCUUCCAUUUAUUACGCAACGUCAACACGAUAUCGCUGAAAUAGAGCGACUGCGAGAGGCAGCUGUUAUGAGAAUGUGAGUUCAGUAAUCGCCUAUAAACUAGUAUCACGAGUAACACGAACGUUUACAAGUUGAAUGGCGAUAAUUUAUGUACAAAAAACGAAUAUAAAAUAUAAUAAUUCAUUCCAAAAUUUUCCGCCUGCCUUCGAAACAGUACAUGAAAUUGGCCUGAAUUUAAAAUUAUUGUAGCGCGGUUUUUAGUAAUCUCGAUGAUUUUUAGCAAUAUUUUUGAACAAUUUAUCCGGUAAUUUUAUUUUAGAUUACCUUCUAAUAUUGGUAGCACAAAGUUUCUUUCUUUGGUGCAUUACUUAAUUUUUAUGGAGAGUCAUAUUACAUAGGUCUGAAAUAGUAUUUACUGCGAUAAAUCUAAUCUGUUUAUUGUACAAUUCUAUGAAUUAUAAAAAAAAUAUUGAUUUUGUUUACUUCUGAGACGACAAGAACCGAGAAAUAAUUUGAUUACUCCGAUUUUUCGGUGGAGAAUUAAUUUAUUUUAAGAAUAAUGAGGUCACAUUUUACUUGUAUCUCAGUAAAUUUUAUUUUGGGCUAAAAUCUGGUUAGGUUACUAACGAUACCAGUGUGUAGUGAUCCCAAGUGAGUCAUUGGCAAUCGGCAAUGGCAACUAACAUUUAGAUAUUCAUAGGAUUUCAUUGCAGCAAAAACUGAGAGAUUUCACCAAAUUUAUUAAAUGCCAAAUUUAUUACAAUUUAUGUUGACUUUGUUGUGAUUAAAUACGCCUAUUCGAUAUGAGUGAGACAGAGAGUGAUAGUUGCCUUGAGUGCUAGAUAAUUUUAAUCAAUGACCUAAUUGCCAAUUUAAAUGAAUAAAUUGCACGAAAUGAGAAGAAUACAGAAAGAGUAGCUCAUGUAUAUAUUUCACAUAUUUUUAUACGCGCUCCUUCAGCCUUAGUCUCUGCCGACAUUUUGUACUCAGGGUCGUUCAUAAACUGACCUCUGUCCUGAAUGUAACUGGAAUACAAAAUGCAUGAAGCGUCAAAUCUGUAUUCUCUUUACUUUGUGUACGUAGGAAACUAUAGUGCUUUCAAAGUAUAAUACAUAGCAAUAAAUGUAAUGUAUCUACUACAGAUAUUAAAGCAUACAACUAAUUUUUGCUAAUAGUUCAAGUUAAUAAAAAUACAUUUUUGAUAUAUUUAUGCAAUACUGGAUUUAUUUAUUUGAAGCAAUUAGGAAAAUGUUUAUAAUAUUCCAUUGUAUUUUUGUUGCAGUGAUAUUAUGAAUGUUAUAAGAAUAAAUGGAUAUUUUAAUAAAAGUCAUUUAAAUAA
Molecule: messenger RNA, 4197 nt
Organism: Plodia interpunctella (Indianmeal moth)
Lineage: Eukaryota; Metazoa; Arthropoda; Insecta; Lepidoptera; Pyralidae
Gene: Paip1
Product: Poly(A) binding protein interacting protein 1
Exons: 8
Coding region: 179-1402 (407 amino acids)
Biological process (GO): regulation of translational initiation
Molecular function (GO): translation activator activity
Source: RefSeq, a predicted model, not a curated record